Messenger RNA from Amborella trichopoda, 5956 nucleotides. RefSeq names its product protein kinase KEG (gene KEG). Gene Ontology annotation, molecular function: ubiquitin-protein transferase activity; ATP binding; protein binding. NCBI's taxonomy places the organism in Eukaryota, Viridiplantae, Streptophyta, Magnoliopsida, Amborellales, Amborellaceae. The record is from RefSeq and is a predicted model, not a curated record. Gene Ontology annotation, biological process: abscisic acid-activated signaling pathway; defense response; protein phosphorylation.
AUUUGGGCAUGAGAGGGUAUUGUUAGAGUGAGAAAGAGUAAUUUGAUGAAAUGAGUGUGUUUUGUUGGCUAAUAAGGAAGAGAGAGAGGAACAUUGAGUUUUCUUGGUCAUUUUGGGGGUAAGUCCCAAGUAGGGCUUGCUAAAUUAAGCAGUUUUUAGAGAGAGAAAGGGUGUUUUUAGAGAGAGAAAGGGUGCUGGAAAGAGGAUUUUCAGUAAAGGCGUGGGAUAGAGAGGGAGAGUAGGGAAGGCAAAGGGAAACAGGUAGCGUUUGCUGAAGGAAAAGCAGAUUUAGAGAGAGAAAGAGGGAGAUGGGAGCUUAGGAAAAGUGGAGUGAGAAAAUACUCAAGAUUGUAUGUUAGGGAGUCCAGAAUGCAGCUAGUGAGAAGAAAGAGGGAGUUAGAGAGAGAAAGAGAGAGUUAGAGAGAGAGAAGAAAGAGGGAGACUUGGCGAGAAGAAGAGAAGUGGGAGCCGGCGUGAGAUUGACAGAAGCUGUUGCUUUUUUAGUGAGAGAGAGAGUUUUAGAGAGAGAGAGAGAGAAGGGGCGCUGUUACUCCAUGAACAAGCUGGUUUUUGCUUGCACGAUUGGGCUUAUGAGGCUGCUUCCUUCUUAAGGGGACCCCUUACUCCCAUGGAUCUGCUUCCCCAAAUCCCCACUCUCUGACAACAGUCCCCCACUUUUUCUCUCUAAGCCAAACCCCACUUUCCACCGUCACUUUCUCUCUCUACCCUAAACGUCCCAGUUCCUCUCCCAAUCGCCCCUCUUCGCUGUCUACUGCCCUAGCCCCAUCUCUCUCUUUCUGCCCCACACCAUGAAAAACCCAACUUGCUCAGUGUGCCAAAUGGCCUACGACGAGGGCGAGCGCACACCGAUGCUGCUCCAUUGUGGGCAUGGCUUCUGCCGGGAUUGCUUGACGCGCCUCUUUGCUGCCUCCUCUGACCACUCUCUGUCCUGCCCGCGGUGCCGUCACCCCACCACUGUUGGCAACUCAGUUGAAACCCUAAAAAAGAAUUUCCCCGUUCUCUCUCUAAUUCAUGAUGGCCAUGACUUCUCUGAUGAGGAGGACCCUGGCCCGGACCGGCCCCCUGCUGGCUCAAUUUGUUGCUCUCCAGGCCGGCCCCUUGAUUUAGCAGUUCAUACUCUAAGGUUAACCCAGAGACUCGGCGAGGGUCGAAGGGCUGAGACGUGGGCUGGUGUGCUCGUGGGCUCGGGGGGUGGAUGCAAGCACAAGGUGGCGGCUAAGUUUGUGGAGGAGGACUCGGUGUGGGUGCAGGGACGGCUCGAGGGGUUGCAUCGGGUGUCAAUGUGGUGUCGGAAUGUGUGCGCAUUUCAUGGGUCUGUGAGGGUUGAUGGGAGGCUGUGUGUGGUGAUGGAUAGGUAUGAUCGGUCGGUGCAGUCGGAAAUGAGAAGGAAGGGGAGGCUCACUCUUGAGCAGAUACUGAGAUAUGGGGCGGAUAUUGCACGUGGGGUGGCAGAACUUCAUGCAGCGGGCAUUGUUUGUAUGAAUUUGAAACCAUCCAAUCUUCUUUUGGAUGCCAGUGAUCAUGCCGUUGUCUCUGAUUUUGGGCUUCCCGAAAUUUUGAAGAAACCACUGUGUCGUAAAGCUCGAUGCGUCCCAGAGGAUGACGCAUCAAGAUUGCAUUCUUGUAUGGACUGCACCAUGCUUAGUCCACAUUAUACAGCCCCUGAAGCAUGGGAACCAAUAAAGAAGUCCUUGAAUUUUCUUUGGGACGAAGCCAUUGGUAUAUCUGCUGAGUCGGAUGCCUGGAGUUUUGGCUGUACACUUGUGGAGAUGUGCACUGGUUCUGUCCCGUGGGCUGGGCUAGGUUCAGAGGAAAUUUAUAAGUCAGUUAUGAAACUCCGAAGACAGCCUCCUCAAUAUGCAAGUGUCGUGGGUGUUGGGAUCCCCAGAGACCUCUGGAAGAUGAUUGGUGAAUGCCUGCAGUUUAAAGCUUCGAAGAGACCAACUUUCCAUGCAAUGUUGGCAACUUUUCUUCAUCAUUUACAAGAGAUACCUCGAAGUCCUCCAGCUAGCCCUGAUAAUGACCUGGUGAAGGAUUGUAGGACAAAUACUGCAGAGCCGUCUCCUUCAUCUGUUUUAGACUUUGUCCAAGACACCCCUAGUAGCCUUCAUCGUCUUGUAUCCGAAGGUGACGUUGAUGGUGUUAGAGACUUGCUUGCAAGAGCUGCCUCUGAAAACAAUCGAAAUUCGAUCGGUUUCUUAUUAGAAGGGCAAAAUGAUGAUGGCCUAACUGCUCUCCAUUUGGCUUGUAAGAGGGGUUGUGCAGAACUCGUUGAAGCUAUCUUGGAGUACCAAGAGGCAGAUGUUGAUGUAUUGGAUAAGGAUGGGGACCCCCCAAUUGUGUAUGCUCUAGCUGCGGGGUCCACGGAAUGCCUACGAGCUCUCAUCCGAAAAUCAGCUAAUGUUAGUGCAAGGCUCAAAGAAGGGAUGGGUCCAUAUGUUGCUCAUGUUUGUGCUUUCCAUGGUCAUCCAGAUUGCAUGCGUGAGUUGCUUUUAGCUGGGGCUGAUUCCAAUGCAGUGGAUGAUGAGGGUGAAACUGUGUUGCACAGAGCCAUUGCAAAAAACCACACGGACUCUGCCAUUGUUAUUCUGGAAAAUGGGGGCUGUAGUUCAAUGAGCAUCACAAAUUCGAAGAAUUUGACACCAUUACACAUGUGCAUAACAACAUGGAAUGUUGCUGUUGUGAAAAAAUGGGUGGAGGUUGCUUCCCAAGAAGAGAUUUAUGAUGCAAUUGAAAUACCCAGUUCUGUUGGAACGGUAUUGUGUAUGGCGGCUGCUUUAAAGAAAGACCAUGAAACGGAAUGCAGAGAUUUGGUCAGGCUCUUGCUUGGUGCUGGAGCAGAUCCAAGUGCCCAGGAAUUACAGCAUGGGAGAACAGCUUUACAUACUGCCGCAAUGGCCAAUGAUGUAGAAAUGGUUAAGAUUAUUUUGGACGCUGGAGUUGAUGUGAACAUCAGGGAUGGACAUGAUAUGAUACCUCUCCACGUUGCAUUGGCUAGAGGUGCAAAAUCAUGCGUCGGAUUACUUUUGUCUAGGGGAGCAAACUGUAAUUUACAGGAUGAUGAAGGUGAUAAUGCUUUCCAUAUAGCAGCCGAUAUGGCAAAGAUGAUAAGAGAAAAUCUGGAAUGGAUAGUUGUCAUGCUGCAACAGUCAGAUGCAGCUGUUGAUGUUCGAAACCACAGUGGUAAAACUCUUCGGGACUAUUUGGAGGCUCUUCCUCGAGAAUGGAUAUCUGAAGAUCUUAUGGAUGCACUUACAAAUAAGGGAAUUCAGUUAUCCCCAACUAUAUUUGAUGUAGGAGAUUGGGUGAAGUUUAAAAGAAGUGUGAAGACCCCAGCCUUUGGAUGGCAAGGUGCAAAGCAUAACAGUGUGGGUUUUGUCCAGCGUGUACCAGAUAAAGACGCACUAGUUGUAUCAUUUUGCUCUGGAGAGGCUCGUGUUUUGGCAAAUGAGGUUAUUAAGGUGAUUCCUCUUGACAGGGGACAGUAUGUGCAACUGAAAGCAGAUGUGAAAGAGCCCAGAUUUGGGUGGCGAGGUCAAUCUCGUGAUAGCAUUGGAACCGUUCUCUGUGUCGAUGAUGAUGGGAUCCUUCGGGUAGGAUUUCCUGGAGCUUCUCGAGGAUGGAAGGCUGACCCUGCAGAGAUGGAAAGAGUUGAGGAAUUCAAGGUGGGAGAUUGGGUCCGAAUUCGGCCCUCUCUAACAAGUGCAAAACAUGGGUUGGGACCUGUAACCCCUGGUAGCAUUGGUAUCGUUUAUUACAUAAGACCUGAUAAUAGCUUGUUGCUUGAACUGAGCUACCUACCAAAUCCAUGGCAAUGCGAGCCAGAGGAAGUUGAGCCUGUUGAACCAUUCAGGAUAGGCGACCAAGUCUGUGUGAAAAGGUCCAUUGCAGAGCCACGAUAUGCAUGGGGUGGAGAAACCCAUCACAGUGUAGGAAGGAUAAGUGAGAUAGGGAGCGAUGGUUUGCUCAUAAUUGAUAUUCCAGGGCGACCUAUUCCAUGGCAAGCUGAUCCUUCAGACAUGGAGAAGGUGGAGGACUUCAAGGUUGGAGAUUGGGUGAGAGUGAAAACUUCAGUACCAUCUCCAAAGUAUGGGUGGGAAGAUGUUACCAGAAACAGUAUUGGAAUAGUCCAUAGCAUAGACGAGGAUGGGGAAAUGGGUGUGGGUUUUUGCUUUCGGAGCAAACCUUUCUCUUGCUCAGUCACAGACAUGGAGAAGGUCCCGCCCUUUGAAGUCGGGCAAGAGAUUCACAUUGCGCCUUCUAUCACACAGCCCCGACUUGGAUGGUCUUCCGAGACCCCGGCCACGACUGGGAAAAUUGCAAGGAUUGACAAGGAUGGAACCCUAAAUGUUCGGGUUCUCGGAAGGGCCAGCUUUUGGAAAGUUGCGCCAGGGGACGCUGAGCGACUAUCUGGGUUUGAAGUGGGUGACUGGGUCCGGCUAAAGCAGAGCCUUGGCACCCGGCCCAGCUACGACUGGCAUGGUAUUGGCAAGGACAGCUAUGCGGUGGUGCACAGUGUCGGGGACACAGCCUACCUCGAGCUCGCCUCCUGCUUCAGGAAGGGCCGGUGGGGUGUCCACUACAAUGAUGUUGAGAAAACAUCCUGCUUCAAAGUAGGACACCACGUCCGGUUUCGACCUGGCCUCUCUGAGCCCCGAUGGGGGUGGCGUGGCGUGGGUCCUGAGUCCAAGGGUGUUGUGGUGGCUGUGCAUGCAGAUGGCGAAGUGCGCGUGGCCUUUCCUGAGCUUUCUGGGCCUUGGAAGGGUGACCCCUCUGACUUCGAGAAAGAAGAGAUUUUCGAAGUUGGAGAAUGGGUUCGGAUUCGAGAUGAUGCCACAGAACCAAGGAAUGGAUGGAGAUCUUUGAGGCCUGGAAGUGUUGGGAUAGUGCAAGGCUAUGGAGAAGCCAUGGCGAAUAACGGGGAGGUUGAAAAGACAGUGUUGGUGGGGUUUUGUGGGGAACAAGAGAGAUGGGAGAGCUCUCAGAGUGAGCUCGAGAGAGUGGAGCCUAUUACAAUUGGACAAAAAGUAAGGGUCAAGGGGUGGGUGCGGCAGCCGAGAUUUGGAUGGUCGGGAAAUAGUCAUGCAAGUGUGGGCACAGUGGUAGGGGUUGAUGCUGAUGGUAGACUUAGGGCAUAUACUGGAGCUGGGGGGAAACAAUGGGCUUUGGACCCAGCAGAGGUGGAGACAGUGGAAGAAGAGGUCUUGCGUGUGGGUGAUUGGAUUAGGGUUCGGGACUCGGUAGAGACCCCUGUGCACCAAUGGGGUUCAGUGACACGCUCGAGCAUCGGUGUUGUAUAUAAAAUGGGGGAGGGAGAAAAUGGGGGUGAGCUAAGAGUAGCAUUUUGUUUUGUGGAGAGGUUGUGGGUUUGUCGGGCUGAGGAGGUGGAGAGAGUGAGGGCUUUUAGGGUUGGGGAUAAAGUUAGAAUAAGGAGUGAGGUUGUAGCGCCAAGGUGGGGUUGGGGUAUGGAGACGUAUGCGAGUAGAGGAGAGGUUAUGGGGGUGGAUGCUAAUGGGAAGCUGAGGAUUAGGUUUAAAUGGAGGGAAGGGAGGCUUUGGGUCGGAGACCCUGCUGAUAUUGAGCUUGAUACGGAUUUGCCUACCACCUAGUGAAUGGAGAGAGACUUAUUUAUUGUUCGUGUUCAUGAGAUGGAGGGCUCGAGUCCACAGUUUCUCAUUCGCCCUACUUCAUUUGUGACCUCUCUCUCUCUCUCUCUCUACAUGCUAUAUGAAGAGGGGCCAAGAAGGGGAUCACAGUUGAAUGUGGCAGGGUUCUUGUACCAAUAGAUGUAUCAUUUGAAAUUCUGCCCUGGUGGGAUUGGUGAAUUAUUUGUUGUGUAUAAUAGUCUCUCCCUCUCUCAGCAGGCGUUUGUAAAAAUUAAAGGGACCUAUAGAGUCCCUAGACAAUGAUAUUGAAAGUUUUGAUCAUCUGUUCA